Molecule: messenger RNA, 5068 nt
Organism: Nothobranchius furzeri (turquoise killifish)
Lineage: Eukaryota; Metazoa; Chordata; Actinopteri; Cyprinodontiformes; Nothobranchiidae
Gene: ugt8
Product: UDP glycosyltransferase 8
Biological process (GO): galactosylceramide biosynthetic process
Cellular component (GO): endoplasmic reticulum
Molecular function (GO): N-acylsphingosine galactosyltransferase activity
Source: RefSeq, a predicted model, not a curated record
CCACUCCCUUUGUUUCCAUCUUGCAACAGCUAGUCCCGCCUUUCACCACCCCCCUUGUGAAAGGGACUCUGCCUUACGUGCACCCUCGGUCGGAUUCAGUUCCCGUGGACCCAUUUAAACUUUACCGUCAUUUAUUUUCCUCAUAAUUGUUUUUGGGGGGCACUUUGAUCCCUGUUUGGCAAACUUGAAACGGAUUCCACAUCCCGGUUUCCUCCCCGAUCAACGUCAUGUUGCUGCCAUCUUCAUCACUGCUGCUCCUCCUCGGCCUCAUCACCUGGAGUCCCAGUAAGACGUGGGGCGCUAAAGUGAUCGUGGUCCCACCCAUCAUGUUUGAGUCGCACCUCUACAUCUUCAAAACGCUAGCAGCGGCUCUACACGAAGAGGGCCACGAGAGCCAUUUUUUAGUUUCGGAAGGUCGUGAGGUCCCCCCCUCUCCUCACUACCAUUUGCAGCGCUAUCCAGGGAUCUUUAACAUGAGCACAGCUGACAACUUCCUCCAAUCCAAAGUCAGCAACAUCUUCUCAGGCCGCUUGACAUUUCUGGAACUGUUUGAUAUUCUUGACCACUACUCUCAGAACUGUGAUGCUGUUGUUGGCAAUGUAGAAGUAAUGAAUCGCCUAAAGGAAGCUAAGUUUGACCUGCUGCUAGUGGACCCUAAUGAAAUGUGUGGAUUUGUGAUUGCUCACAUUCUGAAUGUGCAAUAUGCUGUGUUCAGCACGGGCCUGUGGUACCCUGCAGAAGUUGGAGCUCCUGCACCUUUAUCAUACGUACCUGAAUUUAACUCGUUGCUGACAGACCGCAUGUCCCUUAUUCAGAGGAUUGCAAACACAGGUGUUUACCUGGUGCAGCGCUUUGGAGUCCAUUUCAUCGUGUUGCCCAAAUAUGACCGGAUUAUGAGGAAGUAUGGAGUAACUCCUCAGGUGGCCAUGGCUGACUUGGUGCAAGGGAGUCGGCUGUGGAUGCUGUGCACUGACAUGGCUCUGGAGUUCCCCAGGCCCACCCUUCCUCAUGUGGUCUACAUAGGAGGCAUCCUCACGAAGCCCCCCAGCCCCCUACCACAGGAUUUUGAGGUGUGGGUGAAUGGCACGACUGAGCACGGUUUUGUGGUUGUGUCGUUUGGAGCUGGAGUCAAGUACCUCUCCCAGGACAUCGCUCACAAACUGGCAGGAGCACUUGCCAGGUUGCCCCAGCGUGUCAUCUGGAGAUUCUCUGGUGUUCCUCCCAGUAACCUUGGCAACAACACUAAGCUCGUUGAUUGGAUGCCUCAAAAUGACUUACUAGGCCACGCUAACACGAGGGCUUUUCUGAGCCACGGGGGCCUGAACAGCAUCUACGAGGCCAUGUAUCAUGGGGUGCCAGUGGUGGGUGUGCCCCUUUUUGGUGACCACUAUGACACGAUGACUCGCGUGGCAGCCAAGGGUAUGGGUAUCAUGCUGCACUGGAAAUACAUGACGGAGGACGAUCUCUUUGCUGCUCUGACGAGCGUCAUCAAAGACACCAGAUAUCGCCAGCAGGCGCGUCUUCUGUCCAACAUCCACAAAGACCAGCCGGGGCAUCCCGUAAACAGAGCUGCUUACUGGAUCAGUUACAUCCUUCGUCAUGAUGGUGCCAACCACCUGCGCUCAGCGGUAUACAGCGUGUCCGUCUACCAGUACUUCCUGCUGGAUGUGAUUGUUACUGUAGCAGCUGCCUUGGCUCUCUCAGCUUUCCUGCUGCGUAGGGUGGUACGAUUGCUUAGGGGACAAACUGAGGACCACAGCUCAGGGAGUGUUACCAGGGAUGAUGGUAGCAUGACCAACGGACAUUGCCAUAGUGGGAGCAUUGCCAACGGAAAACACAAACGCAACGGCUCCUUGAAAAGUGAGAAGAAGCUGAAUUAAUGGUUUAAUGGAGUAUUGAGGAAGAAGUUGCCCUACGGACUCAGCGCAAGUUUCAUCGCUUUAAUGAAAGCUUGAAGAUAAAAGCUGCUUUUAGGUCUGCGUCGAGAGGCAACUGCUCCUCAGAGUGAAGAUAAGGAUGUAGGAGGAAAUUCUAUGCAUCGUGUGGGGACAGAGCAAGGCAAUGGGUGCUCAAAAUCUAUGUGUAAGUGUGUAUGUGUGUGUUUAGAUGAAUGCUUCUGUGUGCAAUGAGGCGAGUUUAACAAAAAAGUUUAAAAAAGCUAUAACUGCAACUACAUUGCGACACUGUAAAGUCUUUGAGGAUGAAAAACAGGGAAAGGCGCAUUAGGGGACGCUGUUUCUAUAAGAGCAUCUUCUCUCCUCCGUGUUCUCCGCUGUCUUCCUGCCACCUUCAUCACCAAGGGAGGGAUGACGAAGGAUCCUGAGCGCCAGCUGUUAAUCCUGAGAAUAAAACAAGACAUCAAACAGCUUUGGAAAUAUUCAGAAUAUAAUGUUUCUAACCAAAAACUCAGUGUAUCUGGUGAACUGUAAAUAGCAGAUAAAUCUAUUUAUUGCUGCUCAAAAACACAUUUUAACGAUGGACCUUUUUAUCAUUAUUUUUAAUUUAUUUCAUACGUCUGAGGUGCGACUGCACUAAAGGGCACGUACACUCCCUUCUCCAAACUCAGAUCUGUACUUCAUGUUAUUGAAUCCAUUAUAGGUCGUUGUAAGUAUGUCUGUCCCAUGGGUCUGUGCUUUCAGCAUUAUCCACAGUGUUUACUGUAGGACUUGGGACUGGAAAUCAGUCUUAAAUCAACACCUUUUCACAUGGUUGUGCCAACUUCUGACUUCCUUUAGAAGUGCAGCACAUUAACUGUCUUGGCUGUUUUUGUGGUUUAGAAUACCGCUGCUGUUUGGCAUCUCUGUGUGAAAAGGACAAUAAUUCAAACCACUUAGGAUACUGUUGAUAGGCAGAGCCAGAUGGGAGGUGUGUUCAGGUCCGUCUAGUCAGGUGAUCGAGUGGGAGCGUUUUGUUGGUUGUUGCCGCAGUUUUACCGCUUAAUUCUGCGUCCCUUAUUUAUUACAGUAGUAAACAUUUAGAUCUUGAUUGCCAUUUUUAGAGCUACUUUGACUCCUUUCAUUCUUUCCUGAUUUUGUUAUUUGUCACAAAAUUCCGCAACAGCUGCAGCUGCUUGCUCUAAACGAGUCUGUUCAGGUGUUUCUCUCCUGUAAGCGUGCAACAUUUUGCCAUUGGACCCCAUGUGAAAACUGGCACUUAUUUUAUUUGUACGAAUUCUGAAUAUGCAUGAAUCAUAUGAGCAGUGCGGCCUUUUGUAAAGCACAUGAGAGCGUAUGCUGCAUGGCUGAUUACAGGUGUGCUUGUUGUUUUCAGUGCCUGAGUGUUUUAGAGCAUCAGAGUGAAUGGCUGAGAUGAUGUACUGUUUUAGCCCACUGACACUUAUCUAAGGAUAAUUAGGUAUUGAAUUCCCAAAACAUGCAAAAAAUAUAUAUAUAUAUAAUAAUAAUUCUCAAAACACAGUUUGUUCUCAGUGAUUUUCUUUCUCUUUUUUAUUUUUAUCUAUUUUUUUGCUUUAAGACUCGAUGUCUUAACUUGAAUGCAAGUUAUGAAUAAAUGUGAGAAAAGUAAGAAUACGUUUAAACCUGCUUGCUGGCUCAAUACUCUGUCAGCCUGGAGGUUUUAUGGCAAUGAAGACCUUAUGAAUUUAUAUCCAUCCAUCCAAAUUCUGAACCCGCUUGUCCAUGUAGGGUCGUGGGUGGGGGGCUAUCUCCAGCGGUCAAUGGGCAAUCAGGCGGGGUACACCCUGGACAGAGGGCCUGUCCAUCGCAGCUUAUGAAUUUAUAUUUCAGGGAGAAAUAAUGUGGCAACUCUACGCCACACUGCAGUUUUUGUCAGUAGUUUCCAGAACAAACUAAACAUUUCCUUAGUAAAGUUAAAAAAAAGGGCUUCUGGGAAGUGUGAUUAUGUAUAAAGGUUAUAAAUAAAUACUCUUACCCAAUGUAGAUGGCUUAUUGGACAUCCUCUGUUAAAAGACGUGACUUUUUAGGACAGAACUGUUAGACCAAGCACAGCCAGACCUAAUGUAUAUAGCUGGCAUCGUGAAGGGGAACUAGGCAGUUUAUUGCUUGCUUUUUGCACCCCCUAGUGUCCAUUUGUAGAACCAAAACCAAAACCCAUCUUCUUGCUGAGCGUUUGUCUUUUUAACACCAUAAUCUAACAGCUGAAAUGUCUCCCCAGCCUUCCUUGGUGUCUACAGGAGUAGCGCCACUAAAUUAAACAAAUCAGCUGUGUUCAUGAUCUAAAACAUGCAGGAAAUGCGCUGGAGCCAGAGUGGCCUUUAAGCCUGUAAAGGGUCAUUUUAGCACAUACUGCAAAUUAUCCCUUUAAAACAAAAGUGGUUCUUAUAAUGGUAAUGUAUUUACAUUUACGUUAAUGAUCUUGUUGCAUCACACAAAUGUCACCAGUAGCAAGCAGCACAACGUAGCAAUUCUGGUUCAUGGGAUCCAAAGAGCUAUCCUUUGACUUUUACACAAAACACACUACACAAAACAACUGUUUACCAACUAAAUAACCUCUAUCGCAGGUGAAUUUAGAGAGAAAUGUUCACUUAAACAAAGAAAGAACGGGUCAUGUAAACAUCUUUCUUUCUAUCUCUGUGAGCUGCAGUUGCACCUGCACAACACAACCCAGCCCCACUGACGCAAAGGAGAGAAUUUUAUACUUGAAUCAGCAUCAUGAAUAAUCGUCAAAAACAACUGUUGGGCUAGUGGUUUGAUCUUCAGGUGCUACACAAGCUAUGAACGGAGUCGGAAGCAUACAAAUGUUUGUGGAAAAAAAAACAAUUUUUAGUUUAGCAGUAUUAAUGUUGUAGUCCACUCCGGUAAAAUAAAAACCAUUUUUCAGUCUCUUAACGGUUAAGUUCAUAUUUUGCAUUCCGACCUGUCUCUAGUCCCAUCAUGUUUGUAUGUCACCAGUUUCGAAAAGCGUAUCUGUUCGUUCUCUUGCUAGUUCCUUUGACCCUCAUGUAUUAGUUCUCUAGCCAGUUUGUUUCUUUUUCUGUGAUUUAGAAGAACUCUAAAUGUUCUCACCUCUGCUGUCACGAGUGUCUAUGUUGUAAAUAGAAUGUGUAAACAAUACUAAUGCUGAAUAAAAGUGGCACAUUUUGUUUGCA